Molecule: messenger RNA, 5124 nt
Organism: Anarrhichthys ocellatus (wolf-eel)
Lineage: Eukaryota; Metazoa; Chordata; Actinopteri; Perciformes; Anarhichadidae
Gene: brsk2a
Product: BR serine/threonine kinase 2a
Exons: 20
Coding region: 259-2487 (742 amino acids)
Biological process (GO): intracellular signal transduction; protein phosphorylation
Cellular component (GO): cytoplasm
Molecular function (GO): ATP binding; protein serine/threonine kinase activity
Source: RefSeq, a predicted model, not a curated record
CCCAGGCACUUGCGGCUUGUCUGCGGCGAUAGGAGAAAAGAGGAGAGAAAGAGAGAACCUCACCUCCUCAAACAGCGAGUGAGGUAGAGGGAAAAGAGACAGAACGCGUCAGAGAGAGAGAGAGAGAGAGAGAGAGAGAGGGGAAAAGAAGAGGCUGUGGAGUAAAAGGAAAGACAACAGCGGCUUUGGACCUCCAGCAAGGAGUGUUUAAUUGUCUGCGCUUUAUUGUAAAGUGUCCAAUUUCCACACAGAUUCGACAUGUCAUCGUCCGGUAAAGACAACAGCGGUGCCCAACACGCCAAUUACGUGGGACCUUACCGUUUGGAGAAGACGCUCGGGAAAGGACAGACAGGGUUGGUCAAGCUGGGGAUCCACUGUGUAACAUGCCAGAAAGUCGCCAUAAAGAUUGUCAACCGUGAGAAACUCAGUGAGUCGGUACUAAUGAAGGUGGAGCGAGAAAUAGCUAUUCUGAAGCUCAUAGAACACCCGCAUGUUUUAAAGCUACAUGAUGUCUACGAAAAUAAAAAAUACUUGUACCUUGUGCUAGAACAUGUGUCUGGUGGUGAGCUGUUUGACUACUUGGUGAAGAAAGGCAGGUUAACACCUAAAGAGGCCAGGAAGUUCUUCAGACAAAUCAUGUCUGCCCUGGAUUUUUGCCACAGUCAUUCCAUAUGCCACAGGGAUCUGAAGCCUGAGAACCUGUUGCUAGAUGAAAAGAACAACAUCAGGAUAGCAGACUUCGGCAUGGCCUCUCUUCAGGUUGGAGACAGUCUGCUGGAAACCAGCUGCGGAUCUCCACACUACGCCUGUCCAGAGGUCAUCAGGGGAGAGAAGUAUGACGGGAGGAAAGCAGACGUCUGGAGCUGUGGGGUCAUUCUCUUUGCCCUGUUGGUGGGUGCCCUGCCGUUUGAUGACGACAACCUGAGGAAUCUGCUAGAGAAGGUGAAGCUGGGAGUGUUUCACAUGCCACAUUUCAUCCCUCCAGACUGUCAGAACCUCCUCCGUGGCAUGGUUGAAGUGGAUGCCACCAAAAGACUAACGUUAGAACAGAUCCAGAAGCACACAUGGUACAUAGGGGGGAAGAACGAACCAGAGCCAGAGCAGCCUGUGCCCAGGAAGGUGACCAUCCGCAGCCUGCCCUCUGCAGACGACAUCGACCCAGACGUACUGGACAGUAUGCACUGCCUAGGCUGCUUCAGAGACAAAAACAAACUUCUGAAAGAUCUGCUCUCAGACGAUGACAACCAAGAAAAGAUGAUCUACUUCCUGUUACUGGACCGUAAGGAGAGGUAUCCCAGCCAGGAAGACCAGAACCUACCCCCUCGCAAUGAGAUCGAUCCCCCAAAGAAGCGGGUGGACUCUCCCAUGUUGAACCGUCAUGGCAAGAGGAGACCAGAGAGGAAGUCCAUGGAGGUCCUCAGUGUCACAGACGGAGGCUCGCCCGUACCGGCAAGGAGGGCUAUCGACAUGACACAGCAUGGACAGAGGUACGCAUGGAGUAAAUCAGUGUACAGUAAAAGCUUGGAUAUUCCUGAGGCCAGUACAAAAUGCAGCGAAGAAGAAAGGUCUCGGUCUAUUAGUGGAGCCUCCUCCGGCCUCUCCACCAGCCCCCUCAGCAGCCCACGGGUUACCCCUCACCCCUCCCCUCGAGGCAGCCCCCUCCCCACCCCAAAGGGCACCCCGGUGCACACUCCCAAGGACAGCCCUGCCGGGACCCCGACCCCCACGCCGCCCCCCAGCCCUUCCAUCGGAGGCAUGCCUUGGAGGACACGCCUCAACUCCAUCAAAAACAGCUUCCUGGGCUCACCACGCUUCCACCGCAGGAAACUUCAAGUUCCCACACAAGAGGAGAUGUCCAGCCUCACACCAGAGUCUUCCCCAGAGCUUGCCAAAAAAUCCUGGUUUGGUAACUUCAUCAACCUGGAAAAAGAAGAGCAGAUCUUCAUUGUCAUCAAAGACAAGCCUCUCAGCUCCAUCAAGGCAGACAUCGUUCAAGCCUUUCUCUCGAUCCCCAGCCUGAGCCACAGUGUGAUCUCCCAGACCAGUUUCCGAGCAGAGUACAAGUCCACAGCCGGCCCGACAGUCUUCCAGAAGCCGGUCAAAUUCCAGGUGGACAUCACCUACACGGAGAGCACAGCUGCCACGAAGGAGAAUGGCAUCUACUCUGUCACCUUCACCCUGCUCUCAGGACCCAGUCGACGCUUUAAGCGAGUAGUGGAGACAAUUCAGAGCCAGUUGUUAAGCACACAUGACCAGCCAGGGGUCCAACAGCUGUCUGGCAGCCCAUUGAGUAACUUCUUUGACGUAAUAAAACAACUUUUUUCAGACGAGAAGAACGGACAGGUGCCCUACCCCUCUGGCACGCCCACCAAGCACUGCCCCUCGCCCAUUCACGUCCGGAGGCACGAGCCAGAAAAUAAUGACACCAAAUGCCGAGACAGAGUCAAGCUGUCGGUGGCGUCUUUGGGGACACAGGAGGAGUCUUAGAUCGGGAGGCCGCGUAGUCGAGCCAGUGCUAAAACUCAUCCCAGUACCACUAUAAACCAGUGGCACAGAGAGAGAAUAUUUGUACAUAACUAGGUGUACAUAAUCAUUUAUGGAAAUUCUUUUUGUAUAAAAUUACUUUAUAUAGAUAGAAAUAUAUUAAGAGAAUCUAAUUCAUAUUUUAUAAACAGCAUACUGCACCUACAUGACAAACACACACACACACACACACUCCAGUCCUUCCACUCCCUUUUUCACGACCCCUUAGCAUCCACCAUCAUCAUCCACCCCUCUACCUCAACCAUCUAAAAGCCUAUGACCCUUGCUCUGAUUUUUGGCUCCCUUGCUGAUAACCUGUGUGAUGACCCUGACUUGUUUCUGAUACCAGGAAUUAUCCAGAAAACCUAUUAAGCCCCUCCUCCUGCUCCCUGCUCUGUCCGCCUUCCCUCGACCACCCUUCCACCCCCACAGCCCCCCCGAGCAUGCCGAUAGAGAUGGACAUUUGUUGACGGAGGACGGUUUUUUAGAGGUGCGCUGAAAAAGGGGGGGGGGGGGGGGGUGGUUACCAUGGAAACAGACCCCUUCAUGCAGACUUCUACCUUCAUCUCCCUCUGCGCCCCUUCUCCACCUCUGGCAGCCAUCAGUAGAAGUAGAGGAAAAUACCUUUUGUGUUCCCCCGUCUUAGGAACACGCAGACACACACACAUGUGCACAACUAAUCCACACAAAUCCCAAUGGAACAAAAAAACGCAGACUCCCCCUAACCAAGCCGCCCCCUUUCCUUUCAAGGAGUGUUCAUCGUAUGGAAACGAGUAUUUUACAAAAAGACACGACACACACAAAACAUGUACAUGCUUACAUGCACAGGUCCAGUUUGCACAGAAAACUCUGGGAUGUAUUAACAAGAACAUGAACAACAACAAAAAGAAGACACGCAGAAACUGACUGAUUCAGAGGAGGAGAGAAGUGGGAGGGGUUUUGUAGAAAGCCCAAAAGGCCGACGCGGAUGCUUGCUGGAUUGUAUUUGUUUGCUUUUUAAUGUACUUUUUUUGUGAAAAACUGGGUUUAAAAUACUUAUUAGACUUAACACUAUUGCUGCAAAUGGACUGGAAUUGUGAUUUCAGAGAGGAGCUGGGUGUGAGCAGAACGGGGCCGAGGGGGAGAUGAUAUGAUAAUAUGGGGUAGAGGGGGGAGGGACAAGGGUGGGUAUUUGGGUAUUUAAAAUGAAUGAUCUAUUCUGUUGUACAGACUGAUAUCAUUUCUUAUGUAUAAAAAAAUGAAAUGUCUAGUUGUGACGCUAAGUUUAGAUACCAUCGGGUCUGGUUGCUAAACCUGCGCCUGGCACAUUCUGUUAUUUUAAAUUUGUCUGUGUAUUUUUGUUACAUGAUCAUUUAUGUCUUUGUUUGAUUGAGCUAAUUAUGAUCAAAACAUUCCUGUUUGUGUUAUUUGCAGCACUUUGUCUUUGGUUUUCUAUUUAUACCUCUCUCUUAGCCUCACUUACCAGCAGUUAGAAGUAGAGGAACAAAAAAAAAUGAUGACGUGACAAAUGCAACUGUGGAUAUUUUUGUAUUUCUGUCCUUAUUUAUUCACGUUUCUUCAUCUCACUGUUUGAUUUCCUAAUUUAUGAUAACUUGGCUAUUUAUAUGAACAAAGCUGUUAGGUCAGUUGAAUGUUAUUUAUUACCCUCUUGUGUGUUCGUAAAUGGGGCAACAUUUGAAGAAAAAAUAACUUUUUUUUCUUUAGUUUUGGUCGACAUUUAACAGAAUUAUGUGAACAUCGAGUAACAAAUUCUCUUUUCCCUGACCUCUGUAGAGGGAAAGAGAACUUGUGGGAACUCUUGAAGAAAAAAAAAAAACAUUUACCAGUAAUUUAAGAAUGUAGACGUAGCCUCUUUUUGGAGAGGGAAUAUGCUCUUCUAUUGAUAUUUGUCAGUUUCAUAUUAUUGUGCGUGUAGGCCGGGCCUGAGGAGAAGGACUCUACAGAUCCCAAUCUACUUAUUCUCUUUGUAAAUAUACAGACAAACCGUGGGGGUUGAUUGUCUUCUCAACCAAUGCUGGGGAUUCCUGCUCUAUGCUUUUAGUCUGUAGUGAUGUGUGCAUGUCAAACAUGAGCUUUUCUUUGCAUGGCUUUAGUGUUCAUGUUCCAUGCCAAACUCACUCCUUCUCUCAGCCUUCAUCGAUUCUCUCUCCACAAAAUUACCUUUUAAACUUUCUAGAUUUCCUCUCUAUCCCCUACUUCUUACCCUCUCUGCUUUUAUUUCUGGCCUUCUUUUUUAUUGUUCCCUCAAUCCCGCUAAUCUUUUUUCCCUACCUCCUCCUCCAUAUUUUGUGCACAAAGUUUUGAACGAUGCUUCCUUUACUCUGUACCUCUCUCUGGAAGGAUUGGAUGUCUGCUCUCUCUAUCUGGUGGUAGAAGAGACACAGUGAGGGGAUAUCAGUACCCAAACAUAAAGCAAUACCCUAUAGUUCACUUUCCUUUCUGUUUUUUAAAAUGGGAAGCUAGCAGCACCAAGGACAUCUGAUGAUUCUAAGGACCAGAGCGGUCUUUUGACGGAGCAGGAACAAAAGUGACUGAUGUAAUCCCCAUAUAAAAUAACUGUGAGCAUCUACAGUGCUGAAACAAAUAAACUCAUUAAGUUAU